This is a messenger RNA of Leishmania mexicana MHOM/GT/2001/U1103, 2562 nucleotides long. RefSeq lists its product as hypothetical. The coding region runs from base 1 to 2562 and encodes 853 amino acids. NCBI's taxonomy places the organism in Eukaryota, Euglenozoa, Kinetoplastea, Trypanosomatida, Trypanosomatidae. Gene Ontology annotation, cellular component: nucleus. The record is from RefSeq and is a predicted model, not a curated record. The transcript has a single exon.
AUGAGCUCGUCUUCUGUACUCGACCUCGACAAGAAGUGGUUCAUGGUUCCACUGCCGCUGCGCACCUGCAGUCUGCGCGAUGUGGCCACCUUAACCGUCACCAAGGAGCAGAUGGACACGUACUACAAGGAGGCGCAGUCCAUCCUCGAUGAUGAGGGCAAGGCGGCCCAGAUGGACCGCGGCCGCUGGUACAGCUCGCAGUUUAUGAGUCGCGGCACGACGUCCGAUAAGAUUGCCACCGCCGCGGUGAAGCUGGCGGAUACAGACUUCAUGUUCUACCUGGACGGGUUCACUCUGCUCUUUGACACGGCGCGCACAGACACGCACCACUACGAGGCGGCACUCAAGGCGCUGGCGGCUGUGUGGCCAAAGCUGUUGCCGCCCCGCCCGCUGAAGCGCUUUGUCUCUCAGUACUUUGCCACACUGCCCACGGACGAGGUGGCGCGCAAGACGACGCUCGUCUACUGGUACCUGGAGGACUACCUGAAGCGCACCUAUGCCCAGUUUCUUGCUUUGAGCGAGUCCAUGCUGAAGGACCGCAUUGUGCAGCGCCGCGAUACGUGGCUGGACGUUGUGGGUAAGCUGCUCUGCUCCGUGGCGGAGGGCCGCAGCACCGCCAUGGCGAUGAUGAUCGACAAGCUAGGUGACCCCAUCUCCAGCGUCGCACACAAGGCGUACCAUCACUUGCUGAAGCUUCUCUCCGAGUCGUCUACGCACCAGUCGAUGUUGUUCACGGAGCUGGAGAAGAUCAUCUUCAUGAAGAACUGCCCGCUGCGGACGAUGCGCUACGCCGCCAAUGUCAUGAACCAGCUCGUCUUCAGCAAGGAGGAGCGUAAGCUGGCCCUCAAGUGCGUGCAGACAUACCUUAGCCUCUUCCGUCAGCUUGCCCUCACUGGCAACGUCGACUCCACAGUGACGACGGCCAUCAUUGUCGGGCUGCGCCGCGCCUUCCCGUACGCUGGCGUCGACCUGGCCCCGCUGGAGGAGCACCUCAACGCUCUUUUCAUUCUCGCCAAUACGGGCAACUUCCAGCAGCGUGUGGCCACGCUUACGCUUUUGCAGCUUCUCGCCUUCAAUAAAGGCACAGCGGAGUCUUUCCUAAAUCGCUGGUACCGAACCCUCUACGGGCUGCUGUUGCUCUCACCGAAGCAGGUACCGCAGUCGGCGCAGCUCACCAACUUUUUCUCCCUCUUGCACAAGGCAAUGCGCGCCGACAAGUCGAAGGCGCGCGUGGCCGCCUUUGUUCACCGUCUGCUGCAGCGCGCCGUCUUCUUCAACGACGCCAUGAUAUGCGCAGUGCUCUUGCUGGUUGGCGAGAUGUCGCAGGCUCACGCGCACGUGCGCAAUAUGCUCAAGGCACACGCGAACCCUCCCGCCGUGCCUGCGGCGCUGGUGCAAAAGGGCAAGGCCGGAGGCAGCACUGGCACCGCCAGCGCCGCCGCCUCUGACUGCGACUACGACCCCAAGGCUCGUGAGCCGCUCUUCGCGAACGCGGCCGGCGAGUGUAUUUGGACGCUCAACAUGCUCUCUCGCCACUCGCACCCGUCUGUCGUCAAGCUCUCUGUACUGCUGCUCUUUGGCGAGGACAUCGUCUUCGAUGUGCACCCGCUGGAUGACAUGACGCCGCUCAACUUUCUCAACAUGUUUGUCGACGCCAGGGCCAACGCAAAGGACAACGACGACGACGCGAAGACCGGCAACACGACUACGGGCAUUUCCGUCUUCCACCGCGCGGCGCACAAGGCGAGUCUUCCCAGCACGUCCGACCCGUACUUCAUCAAUGCCAGCGCGCAGGACGUGGACGUGGCGGCGCUCUUUCUGCACCGGUACGCUGUGCAGCGUCAGCGCUUCCUCGAAGGCUUGUCGCAGGUGCGUUCCACCUGGGGCGACACAAGCGGCGAGGCCGACGUGGCGAUGCGCGUCACCAACCUCGACGCAGCUCUCUUCGGCCCCUCUGGCACGCUGGCCGUCCCCACGGGGACGGCCAGCGCGGCGACCGCAUCACGCGGUACCAAGAAGGCAACAGCGGCACCAAAGCGCGCAGCAGCCAAGGACAAGGACGAGGACAUGCCCAGCGAGGAGGAGCACAACGGGCAGGCCAGCACCGAUGGCCUGGCGGGCGACGGUGACGACGCCAGCGAUGAUGACCUGGACGACUUCGACGCCGAGGCGAGCGACAACGGCAUCGAGUGGGGCCUGGAUGAUGAGGCAGCCUACGACGCCGAGCUCGACGACGAGGAAGUGGAGGAGGAGGAUGACGAGGACGCUGAGGAUGCGCUGGGCGGCCGCGCUGCUGCGGCAGCCGCCAUGGCGGACGAGGGCGGCGAGUUUGGCGAGCUCAUCGAGGCGAACGCAAAGGAGAUGUCGAAGAGGCGCAAGCGUGAACUGGACUGGCUCGAAGGGCGCUCGGCUGGUGGUAGUGGCGGCAGCUCUGGUUUCGGCCGUGACCGUGGCGGUGCCGGCCGCACUGGUGGCGCCUCUCCAUAUGGCCGUGGCCGCCUGCGCGGCCACGUUUCUUCUCGCGGCCAGGGUGGCGGCGGCUUCAAGCGUGGCCGGUACUAG